Molecule: messenger RNA, 1346 nt
Organism: Thlaspi arvense
Lineage: Eukaryota; Viridiplantae; Streptophyta; Magnoliopsida; Brassicales; Brassicaceae
Source: the annotation of a GenBank genome assembly
GUCAUCGUUAUUUUUCAACAGAAUCACACAAAAAGAAAACGGAAAUAAAUAAAUCAGAGUCAAAUGGGAAUUGAAGGUUUUUGAUAAAUACGAAGAACAAUUUCAAUUAGGGGUUUAUAAGAAAACAAACCUGAAGCUCCUUCAAUGGCGGAAGAAGAGAACCUAACUUCACCGGAACCUCCUCUUCCUUCUCUGCCGCGAUCUCCAUCCCAACCCGAAGAUCCGCCGCCGGAAACUUCUACUCGUCCGGCAAAAUUCGAUCCUAGUCGAAUGAUUGGGAUCAUCAAAAGGAAGGCUUUGAUUAAGGAUUUAGCUGCAGCUUACCACACCGAGUGUCUUGCUUAUUGCCGAGAACUUCUGGAGCUGCAAAAGAGAAAGAACGAGCCGUUCCUGGACACAAAAGCUUCAGAAGAUCUGAGGAAAGAGACGCUGAGGUCAUCAUCUUCAAAACGAGCUAAGAGAAAACGUUAAAAGAAACAACGCUUACAUCUACGAGGGUAUUAUGACGUUCAUAGAUCGUUGUGUUGAAAAAAAAUUGAAACUUUUAUUUGAUUAUCUAAAUUAUAUACAGCAUUUACAAAUUUGAAUCACCCUUUUUUUAAAAGACAUCUCUUAACUAGACCGGGCGAAAAUCCGGUAAACCGGUCUGAGACAAUCAACCGCAGCAACCGCCUGAUGCUUAGCCUUCAAACAGAAUCUCUGAAACCAGUUCGUGUCAGGAGCUGAGACAAUCAUGGAAGAUUGAAGAUACAUCGAAGCUGCUCUUUUCACGAGCUCGUUUCUAAUGGCGAUGUUAGAAGAAUCCAUCUCGGACAAGAGAAACCCUUCUUGUGAAGGAAAGCAUUGUUGGUGCUGACAAAACAACGAACCAAAGCCAUCGGAACUCGAGAUCACAUCUUUCAAGCUCGUGUACCGGAGACUAUUGUGAUCAUUGUCGUCGGAGAUAAAGAGGAAGGGUGGUUUUUGCAACAUUUGGAAACCUUGUCUCCAUAUUCGUAGUAGAAUUUAAAUGGUGGGGAGACUAAUAGAGUUAAAUAUCUUCCCCUGUUUUUUUAGACGAUCGGUGAUGCCUUCUAUUUAGCCAGAAUUACCGGAAAGGCCCUUCAUUUUUGAGGACAUUCCACUUUUAGACCGCAUAUAAAGGAAGCGAAGGUCCGAGGACUUUCCACUUUUAGACCGCAUAUAGAAGAACCGUACUAAACCAAACCAACGUUAUAAACCGAAACUCAACCAGGUCCUUUGGUUUUCUAGAAGUUUUACAUUACGGCCCAAAAGACAGUGGGUCUUAGUUCGUACAUUCUUGUCCAAGGAUCCAUAAUUCAUAACAAUUAUUUCGCCUCCCUUAA